AUGUGCAGAGUCGUUCAGAGGCAAGCCUUUCCGGCUGAGCAUUCUGCAAUGAGCAAGGGGGACGACAUCUGCAAGUCUAGCAAGCUACUCUCGCUUUCUCCAUUCAUGGACGACCACGGUUUAAUCAGGGUGGGCGGUAGACUUAAGAAUUCCGCGCUAUCGUUCGACGCACGUCACCAAGUAGUUCUUCCUCGUGACCAUAAUCUAACAAAACGCAUAAUAGAGUUCGAGCAUCUACGCAACAUACACGCCGGCACGCAGGCCACCAUGGCCGCGGUUAGGCAACGAUUUUGGCCGCUAUCUUUGCGUUCAUCCACUCGUAAAAUCAUCAAUAACUGCGUAGCCUGCUUCAGGGCAAAACCGGUCUUCUCUGAGGCCCUAAUGGGCUCUCUGCCAGCUCCCAGGGUCAACAUUUCGAGGCCAUUCUCGCACUGUGGCGUUGACUACGCCGGUCCCGUCGGUAUACGGGAAGGUAAGCGCCGUAACUCUCGAAUACGCAAGGCCUAUAUAGCCGUCUUUGUGUGCCUUGCCACCAAGGCGGCACACUUAGAACUCGUGAGCGAUCUUACUACCGAGGCAUUCAUCGCGGCUCUCAAGCGACUCAUGUCUCGUCGAGGCAAGCCCGAGAAAAUGUACUCGGACAACGCGACUACUUUCGUUGGGGCGCAAAGGCAGAUCAAGGAGCUUUACGAUUUCCUUCGAAAUGAUCCUGCACGUGGCGACAUAGAAAACUUUUUGCGCGAUCAACACACUGUGUGGAGCUUUAUUCCUCCCCAUGCUCCUCAUCAAGGAGGGCUGUGGGAGGCAGCUGUAAAGGCGGCUAAACGUCAUCUCGCCCGCAUAGUAGGCGCGAAUAACUUGACAUUCGAAGAAAUGCAAACAAUACUGUGCGAGAUCGAGGCCAUCUUAAAUUCCAGGCCAUUAGUUCCAUUAAGCUCUGACCCAAAUGACAUGUCUUACAUAAGCCCUGGGCAUUUUCUGGUUGGCACCCCUUUGAACAGUUUUCCUAUAAGAGAUUUAAACGAUGUAAACACGAAUGUACUUACGCGUUGGCAAGUACUGGAGCAAAUGCGACAGCAUUUUUGGCGAAGAUGGAGCUCUGAAUACCUAAAUCUUCUUCAAGAGCGACACAAGUGGAAAAAAUCCAAGGGCCAGCAGCUACAGCCAGGGCAGCUCGUAUUAAUAAAGCAGCAGGGGACAGCACCCCUCCAAUGGAUAACUGGACGCGUCGAGAACGUCCAAACGGGGGCCGACGGCGUGUCCCGCUCGGCCACCGUCAAGACUGCCAAGGGCUCAUACGUCAGACCGCUGACGAAACUAGCUAUAUUGCCCACAUAA
Messenger RNA from Wasmannia auropunctata (little fire ant), 1338 nucleotides. RefSeq lists its product as uncharacterized. NCBI's taxonomy places the organism in Eukaryota, Metazoa, Arthropoda, Insecta, Hymenoptera, Formicidae. The record is from RefSeq and is a predicted model, not a curated record. Gene Ontology annotation, biological process: DNA integration. Gene Ontology annotation, molecular function: nucleic acid binding. The coding region runs from base 1 to 1338 and encodes 445 amino acids. The transcript has a single exon.